GCGAGGACGAAGAGGCGGAGCGUGACGCAGAUCGAGUUUUGGAAAACCACACGCAGCACCGUUCAAGAUUUAGUUGUUUCGUUUCCCACCUGCUGAGCUGACCGAUCAGGCAGACAAACAUCGAUAAAGACUUUCACCGUGUGUCCAGCUCAACGAUCCGCUGAUCAUCAUCAUCAUGGCUCUGGAUGGAUGUGGCUUGUUCUGCAAAUAUAUCCUCAUCAUUUUCAACAUCAUCUUCGCGGUGGUGGGGUUUGCCUUCCUUGGACUUGGCUUGUGGUUGAGGUUCAGCGACAACACAAGAGCGAUCUUCCAUGUGGAGGAAUUCAGCUCCAGCGCAUUUGUUAUGGGUGUGACUGUGCUGAUCGCUCUCGGGGCGGUGAUGCUGUUUGUGGUGAUGUUUGGAGACUACGGUGCCUGCAACGAGAAGAGAUGCGCUCUACAAGUGUUCUCCGCCCUUCUGGCCAUACUGGCUACACUGGUAGUUGUUAUUGGAGUGCUUGCCAACAUUAAAAGUGAUGAGGUUGGACUCAGGUUUGCAGAGUUAUAUGCUAGCUUGUAUGCUCUCUAUGUGGCCAAUCAAGACCCAGGAAUUGCUAUCACACUCACCUUCAUCCACAACACUCUUCACUGCUGUGGAGUGACUGGCUUCCCCAUAAUGGAGCUCGUUAAGCAUACCUGCCCCGAACCAGAUGGGUUUUUUGAAUACAUCAAGAUGGAUAGCUGUUCUGGCGUCAUUGCAGGUGUCUUUAUCGGUAAAGCACCAAUGAUGACGGGCAUCUUCGUUGGAACUGGAGUGCUCCUGAUGACUGCCAUGGUCUGCGCCAUAGUUCUCCUGAACCAGCUCAAGAAUACCCAUCAGGAGAGGACAGUGUACUAUUCAAAUGUGUACUAAGAGGCGGAUUAGGGUUUUACACCCUUAACCACCUCCUGUCAAAGGCCACUGCUUUACAUACAAGCAGCACAUCAGUGUUUACAUAUUUUCCUUUAGCUAUGAUUACAUUACUUCAGAACCAUAUUUUGAUUAAAAGGCUUUUUUUGUUUUUAGACAUUUCGCUUAAUAAAUCCUGUAACAUGUUGUGCACUAACCUGACAGGCCUCUAGAUUAUUGUGGCCAAACCCAGCCAUGAGAACACAUUAACAAAUUCAGCUGGUAAAACAUGAAUUUUAUUUUUUUUUUAAACAUUUUUUCUCCUGAAAAGUUACACUGUUUAUUUAUGAAUGAGUAUUAGGGCCACGUUAAAGGGGGAAGAGAAACAACGUGGCCAUGAGCAUACAGACACUGAAAGUGCAGAAAGACGCAUCUGGUUAAAAUAAAAUGGCUUGAGAUUGACAGAUGCAAGGACAUUUAUGGUCACACUUAUGCAGUAUAGAUGUUGUACCAAAAAACAUAAGUUUCAUCAGCUUAACUCCAUGAGGCAGUCUAUAGAAUAAAAAUAAAUAAAUUUAAAAAAGUCAAAAUCUCCACAUUUUCAUUAUUAUUAUUAAUUUUGAGAAUAGUUCCCCCUUCAUGUGACCCUAAUACUAAUAGUUUGUGUCCGUUGCACAAAGUAAAAGUCACGGGAUAUGGUGAGUUAUGACUGUUAAAGGGGAGUCAGUGUAUCAUCUUUGUUAUAGUAGAGGUCCAGUUACAGCAAGGUGUCAUCGCUCUAAUGUGAGCUUCAAUUUCACAUUACCUUUAGUGGCUGUAUACUAGAGUAUUGUUAAGAAGUGCAUUCCUUUUAGAUUUCUGGUAGAGGUUGCAGAGGGCCAAAGAGCAGGUCAAAAAACAAGAACAGCAAAAAAGACAGCCAGGUACCCGAGAGGUUCAGUUUUAGGUCAAACUGUUUAAACAUUCCAGACUCAAUGCUUCAGAAGACUUGUUUCUGUAAAAGCUUUCAUCCUGAGAAAAGGGAAAAAAAUAAGCUCACGUUUCAUUCCUUUGUGUUUUGCUU
This is a messenger RNA of Pundamilia nyererei, 1931 nucleotides long. It is a transcript of the gene cd9r, whose product is annotated as CD9 molecule related. Gene Ontology annotation, cellular component: plasma membrane. The coding region runs from base 176 to 892 and encodes 238 amino acids. The record is from RefSeq and is a predicted model, not a curated record. The transcript has 9 exons. Lineage: Eukaryota; Metazoa; Chordata; Actinopteri; Cichliformes; Cichlidae.